CUCAAAGAAGCUAGCUGGCUUUGAAAGGUACGUGGUGGUCGCCCACUAAAAUUCGACUUGAUCCAACGAUUAACACAAAUAAUCAUUAAUUAGCACGUUCCAUAUUUCAAUUCGCCUCGUCGUCGUAUAAUUCACUUCAGAUCUCAGGUGAUCUUCUUCCUUUCUCCUUCGAUCAUUAUCUUCUUCUUCUUCCUUUCCUCUGCGAUUUGUGAAACUUUUAUAGUUGAUUUUAGAAUGGAUUCUCGGAACAAAUUGCAUUCCCGUUUACGUCUAUGGGAAUUUCCCGAUCAGUACAUCAUCGAGCCGGCGAAUGGCUCAGGCGCUCCGUGUUUGGAUAUUAGCCGUGUCGACGCUUCCAUGAAGCUCAUCGAUCAAGUCGGAGAAUGCGAUUCCUUGCGCGUUCCUAAAAUCCACCCCAUUUCUGGCGUGGUUGGGAUGUUGAAGCUCCUUGCUGGAUCAUACUUGGUGGUUGUGACAGAGAGUGAGCGUGUUGGCUCGUUUCUCGGCCAUCCUAUUUUCAAAAUUACAUCGCUUAAGGUUCUUCCUUGUGAUCAUUCCCUCAAAAACUCCCCUGAAGAACAGAAAAAGAUGGAGAAUGAGUUCUCGAAGCUGCUUAGUGUCGCAGAAAAGACAACUGGUCUCUUUUUCUCAUAUCAAGUUAACUUAACGCUGAGCUCACAACGCUUGCAUGAUUUGGGUGCUGAGUCUAAGUCGCUUCCUCUGUGGAGACAGGCUGAGCCGAGGUUUCUUUGGAACAAUUACAUGUUGGAAGUUCUUAUCGAUAAUAAGCUUGAUCAGUUUUUGCUUCCAGUAAUUCAAGGGAGUUUUAAUAGUUUUGAGACGGCCAUUGGGAAAGAUAUCGUUGACAUUACUCUGAUUGCAAGACGAUGUACUAGGAGAAACGGUACGCGUAUGUGGCGAAGAGGAGCUGAUGCCGAUGGCUACGUUGCUAAUUUUGUGGAGACUGAGCAAAUUGUACAGAUGAAUGGAUAUACGUCAUCAUUUGUUCAGGUCAGAGGAUCCAUGCCUUUUAUGUGGGAGCAAAUUGUAGAUCUGACUUACAAGCCCAAGUUUGAGAUUGUGCAGCCUGAAGAAGCUACACGGAUUGCUGAACGUCACUUCUUGGACCUAAGGAAAAAAUAUGGAUCAGUUUUGGCAGUUGAUCUUGUCAAUAAGCAUGGCGGUGAGGGGCGCUUAAGUGAGAAGUUUGCUAGUGUUAUGCAGCACAUUACUGGAGAUGAAAUAAGAUACCUUCACUUUGAUUUCCAUCAAAUCUGUGGGCAUAUUCAUUUUGAGCGCUUAUCAAUUCUGUACGAGCAGAUCGAGGGUUUUCUUGAACAAAAUGGGUACUUUUUGCUAAAUGAAAAGGGUGAUAAAAUGAAGGAGCAGCUUGGUGUGGUCCGAACAAACUGCAUAGAUUGCUUAGACCGUACAAAUGUCACCCAGAGCAUGAUCGGUCGAAAGAUGUUAGAACUUCAACUCAGAAGGAUCGGUGUUUUUGGUGCUGAAGAAACCAUAAGCUCCCAUCCGAAUUUUGACGAACGCUACAAAAUCUUAUGGGCUAAUCAUGGUGAUGACGUCAGCAUUCAGUACUCUGGUACUCCUGCACUUAAAGGAGACUUUGUCAGGUAUGGGCAUCGGACUGCCCAAGGUGUCCUUAAAGAUGGUUGGAGCUCCCUCAGACGCUAUUACCUGAAUAACUUUGCUGAUGGAACUAAGCAGGAUGCGAUUGAUCUCCUGCAAGGGCACUACAUAGUUGCUGUGAACCGGGACAUGGCUCCUGUGCCUCAAAAGGGAGGCCUCGAGGCUGUAGCAAACUUCCCAGUGGCAUUGGCGGUGGUUCUGCUCAGUUUCUGGUUUGCAACAAUGUCUAUGAAACAAGCUGGGAGUGAUUACAAGCAUAAGCACUUGUUCUUCUCGCUCCUGUGGACGGGCAUCUGUGUGGGAGUUGCAGCACUGGUUAGGGCCAAUGGCCGGAUCUUCUGCAACAGGCCUCGUCUCCACAAGCCCAGAGGCUGAUUCAUCUUCUUCUCCACUCGUGGGGUGACCAUUGUGAACACUAACUAAGACAUGCCGCUCAAGUUAGAGCCAAAAGAUUUUUUUUUUCGUUUGUUAUUUUCUUGUAUCAAAUUUGGAUAUUGUGACGCCAUCUCGAGGCAAUUGUCUCAGGUGGUGACCUCCUUAUGAACUUAAUACUCCCACAGCCACCAAUGACUCGAUACAGUUACAGUUACACAUAUUUCUUCAUUUUCA
Messenger RNA from Brassica napus (rape), 2253 nucleotides. Its product is annotated as phosphoinositide phosphatase SAC7-like. Gene Ontology annotation, biological process: phosphatidylinositol dephosphorylation. The transcript is spliced from 20 exons. Bases 235 to 2019 code for a protein of 594 amino acids. Gene Ontology annotation, cellular component: endoplasmic reticulum. Lineage: Eukaryota; Viridiplantae; Streptophyta; Magnoliopsida; Brassicales; Brassicaceae. Gene Ontology annotation, molecular function: phosphatidylinositol-4-phosphate phosphatase activity. The record is from RefSeq and is a predicted model, not a curated record.